AUGACGGAUUCUGAGCUGGCCCCGAGGAGUGCCCUGUGUUUCCUAUCGACUUUGCCUUCUCAAAAGGUUCCUGAGAAGUCAGAUCUUGUUCUUCGCUGCACAGUAUCUGGUCAACCCAAGCCAGAGGUAACUUGGUAUAAAAACGGCCAUGCCAUUAGUGACUCAAACAUCAUUUCCAAUUAUGAAAUCUUGGAGAAUCAGUAUGUCCACAUGUUACAUUUAUAUAGCUGCACCAAGAAUGAUGCUGCGGUUUAUCAGAUCUCUGCUCAAAACUGUUUUGGAAUGAUUUGCUGUUCAGCUUUUAUUGAAGUUGAGUGUUUUUCAGAGAACCCACAACUCAAUCCUCACCUGAGAGAAGAUGCUGAGAUGUGUAAGAAGGACAAUUCACAUCAAAUUAAUGAGAAAGAGCAACUUUUCCAGGAGAAAGGAGAUGCCACUAAGGACACUUUUACUCUGUCUGGUUCUUCUUUCCCCAGAUUCAGAGGCUCAUGCUUAUCACAGUUACAGUCCGACAAUGACAAUGUGUCUCAUAGGCCUGAAAAAGAUGCAGGUAUCAAAAGCACUAUUCAAGCUCAAGAGAAUUGCUCUAAUCACAAUUACACAGAGGAAAAUGCAUUCAAUUUAGUUUUCCCUAAAGGCAGGAGUGAGGCAGACAGCCUGGAAAAAUGUUGCAGUGGGCUGGUACAUUCCAAACCAUCAAGGUUAAUUGAUGACUGUGUGACCAGUUAUGGUCAUAAUGAUGAAGUUUUACCAGCUAGUCAUCAAGACUCUAAAAUACAGAAAUAUAUUAGCUUUAGCAUGGCACUGCCUGAGGAAACCAUUUACCCAGUGAACAGCUCCACAACCAAGCAGAAUGUCUCCCCAGAGAUUUCCAGUGAAGACUCUGACACAGAUUUUGAACUCUGCCCAGAGAUAAACCUAACCUGCACUGAGUUUUCAGAUGAUGACCUUGAGUAUUUGGAAUGUUCCGAUGUUAUGACAGAUUACUCUAAUGUGAUCUGGCAAGAGGACCUCAGAGGGAAUGACCCUGUCUUUUUAUUAGAAAGAGAUGACGAAGAGACAAAAUUCAGAGAGGGUUGUCUGGGUGGGUGUGAGCACAGUGAAAUGGCUUGUCAGUGUCAGGUGUCAGAUAACAUUGUGCCUAUGGAUACUACCAUUGGCUUCUGUGGUCAUCACUCAAAACUCCAAGAAGUAGCUGGAAGGAGCAGUUUACCCAUUUACAGUCAGUAUUCCUUGCAACCAGGAAUGACUCUUAUUUUGGGACACCUUCAAGAAGAAACAUCCCCAGUGAAAGACCAAGAGCGAUAUAAGCUCCCUGUCACUUCUAUAGCCAAUGGCAGUGAUCAACCAGGAAUGAAAGGAGAAAAUGCAGAUAGUCACCAAGCAGGAGAGUCUCUUGCCAUUGAUAGUCUGAUGAACAUGGAUAAGACACCUGGAGAGAUGAUGCCCCAGACUCAUGAGUUAGAAAAGCCAGUGACAAACCAGCCUGUGGAGAACCCAGCAAAGAAAAGUGUGGAGGGAGACCUAACGCGGAUGAAGGGCUCACAGAAAUUAGUCAGGGUGAGGAGACCAGGGGCUAAAGGGAAACCCAGGAAGCUGAACACCAACCUGAAAGAAAACGCAACAGAUGGCACGCUUAACCUCCCAGGUCCUGGAGAAGUCAGGGGUCUUGAACUUCGCCCUGGCGAUACAAGAGAGAGUUUUCACAAAGAGGCAGAAGCUAUUCAUCUUAAUUCCCAAUUCCAUGGAGGAGAAUAUGCCAUUUCGACCCAAGCACAGCAAAGAACAGAAACCCUUCCAACACCAGCAGAAUCACUUCCCACAGAAAGAGAGACAGAACUGAAGAAGAAAGGGAAGUGUACUAAAGGCCUACUGGAGACAGAUCAGGUGGUAAAUCAACAUGUCCAUCCUCAGGUACAAAGAGAGGAAAUCAGUGCAGAAGGUAUUACCAAAAGCCACCUGCAAGGCUCUUCAGAGCCCACGAGAGACUCUGCAUCUCUGUGGAAAGCUUCUGCUUUAAGUAGAACCAUAAUAAGCUCCAGGGACACUCUGCAAAGUAUCAGUGAAGGAGAUGGAUCACUGACCCAGCACAUGCAGCGGGAAGGCUGCUCUCCAGGCCCACAACACCAUGAGAGACAAGACCAAGACAGUAAAAUCCACCAGCCCGGAAGUCCUAGGGAAGACAAGUCAGAUGAGCAAAUCAGCUCUGAGGCCAGUCAUGAAAAUGCCUUAGCCCAUUACCAGCUGGCGAGUGAUGCCGAUCUUGGGGAGCAAGAGAAUCUCUAUAUUACUUUGGCAGAAGCUUCCUAUGCUGUUCUGACUGCUGGACAUUCCCUCAGUGCGCCAAGGGAUGCAGAAGAACCAUUAGUUAUGGCACCCCAUGAAACAUGCUGUGGUCCCAAAGAUCUUCCCUCUCCAAUGCCAUGGGAUGACUGUUUGCCUCAAGAAAAUUGCUCCAUGGGCUCAGAGCUGGUAGAAGGUCAGUGUGAAACAUCUGAUUUAUGUUUGCUCAGGGAUGUGAAAAUGAUGGAACAAUUUUCUGGAGCACAGGUUGCUGACCUGCCUUUCCCAACGUGUGAAAACAGAGAGGCUAGAGGUGCAAACACAAUAACGUAUCCCAUGAGGAACAGCUUGGAAGGGGCAUAUGAAAAUGAUACAAAAGAAAAGAAAAUAGGUGACAAGAAUUCUAUCAAGGAAUUUACUAAAAUUCUAAAAACAGACCAAGAAAGGUUUAGCCCCAGUAACCUUGUCAGUGCCCAGAUUGUUUCUACAGAGAACUGCCUUUCCCACCUCCAAGAAGCAGGUGAUGAGAGACUGCUUCUUGGGAUUGAGGAUGAAACAGAGACACCUUCAUUUUAUACCGUGAUUGCAGAGUAUCCUGAACAGAAGUCAAAUGAGAUGCUGACUGAAAAUAUCAGGGGUUCUCAGGUUCCCAGUGAUAGGGAAGAAACACUUGCUCUUGGAACUGUUGUUAAAGGCCAUCAGGUCAAAUACCUUGCUGUUUCAAUUGCUCAAAACAAUCACUCGGAGGAAGCUGAAGAAAGUUUUCCUGGGGCGCCAGCUGGAACCACUGCUCAGCUUCCUUCUGAUGAACAGCCUGCCCCUGCUAGAAGUGACUGGGCAGCUAAUGCUGCAGAGCAGCUGACCCUCAAAGAGCCGCUGGGGACAGCAGCUCCUCUGCCCCAUCCACAGCUGCUACAAAGAGAGGAUUUCUUGGGUAAUUCCCUGGGUGCUGUUGCGGAUGGAUUGACAAGUGAAAGUCAGGGCCCUGAGAGUGCAGUGGGUAAAAGCUGGGAAGAGCAUUGUCAAGGGAAAGUGAGAGACUCUGAGCAAAAUGUACACAAGGACAUUCAACCUCACCAGGGUUCAUUCUCUGAUGACAGCCUCCAGGAUGGCUUCUGUACCAUCCCAGCUGCAUGGGGGCAAAGAAGACUAUUGCCAUUAGAACAUUCAACAGAUAAUUCUGAGGAGGAAGGAGGGAAUUUGGGAGGCCCCAGUGUCGGAGUAGCCAUGAUGAGUGAUGAAAGAGAAAGGCAGGUCUCCCAGAAGGUUCCAUCUUCUCUGGAAAAUCUCCUGGAAGAAGCUAACAAAAAUGCAGUGGAUGGUAGUUGGGGAGAUUGUCAAUCAGGAGGAAGGCAAAAAGCUCCAACUUUAACAGACUUUGUUUCAGAGCCUUCACCACCAAUGCAGACGGUGGAUUCGGAAUGCCAAGUUAGUCCAGUGGUUUUGGACAAUGUCUGUGUGAUUUCUGACAACGCAGUGCAAAAACUAGACACACCUGAAAUAGACACACUAACCAGCAGCAAUCAGUCUGAUUCAGCAAUUAUUUGUUUUGGUGGAGAAAUUCAAGAGAAAAAAGAAGUAAGAAACAAUGUAGGUUUUUGCAUUCCUUCUCUCCAAUAUUUGAAAGAUUCUGGCAUCCUAGAAUCAUCAGUAGAUCCUAUAGAUGAGAAGGAAACAUGUACCUCAGUUUCACUAUUUAAAGGGGCCUUGGGUGUGGUCUCAGAAGUCUCUGGGAAGAAAAACAAUGGCCAUGUAAGGGAAGCACAGGAGGAGGGCCAGUCUAGAGAGGUUCACCCUAUCUUGCUUACACAGUUUUUGACUCACCCACAAAUUAUGGAAUCGUCUGUAGAUUCCGCAGAUGGAGCAGGGCUUAUGGAAUAUGUUGGAGCAGGAAAAUUAGUGACUUCUGAGUCCACACUACGGCUGAUCCAAGAAGAAAGGAGUUUGAACAAGGAGAUCUUUAGUCAGAAGUUGAAAGUCAAACCCACCCUUUUGCAAGUUCCAUGUCAUAAGGAAGUUGAACACCUUGGGGAAGGAAUUCCAUGUGUAGGCAAUGAGAGACAAAGCCAAGAGGGCAUGGAGAGUGACUUAGGUAAGCCAGGCCACAAGGCCCAAGACAGUACUACUGAAUGUACUUUAGCACCCUUGGUUCUCUCUAAAAGUCUUGUUGGACUAGCCACUGAUAGUUCCAAUGAAAGAGAUACCAACAGUGCUGUAAGUCAAACACAGGACUUGCCUGUGAAUGGAUUAGUCAAGCUGAAAAAUCAUGAAUGGAUUUGUACUGGUUCAAAGGAAUGUAAAAACACUGAGAAUGAAUAUGCCAAAAAUUUGUCACCUACCUUGCCUCCUUCAAGUGUGCCUGUUGGAGUAACUUUGACUUCAUUUCUAGAGGGAGAAGCCAUUCAUUUUGCAAAGGAUGGUAAAACAGAAGAGCCCACAACUGGAGAACCCAAGGCCACAAAUUCAUUGGGAUCUCCCAUAGAAACUUUGGCAUACAUUCCAGCAGAAUGUACCUCUAAAACCAAUUCUAAAUGUCAAGACCAAAUGCCACCAAAGCAUUGUCUGAAAGGCUCUUUACCAGGAACUGUACAAAAGGCAAGAGAAGAAAAAAAACAUUGUCAUAUGAUGCCCCCCAAAUCUAAAGUGCCAGAGACUGUAGCAUCAGCAGCUGGGGAAGGAAAUAAGAAGCAAGAAAUAUCUGAGACUGGACAUUUAGCUGAGGGUGUGAAGAAGAAAAUUCUGUCCAAAGUGGCAGCUCUGAAAAUGUGCUUGGAAGAGAAAGAAAGGGCCAGAAGGAACUCUAUUUUUAGUAAAAAGAUUCCUAAGCCUGAAACACUUACUCAAAAUGAAGAGAAAAAAGACCCCAAAAGAUCAUCUUGGAAAAGAGAAGGCAAAGCCCCAGUGCUACUGAAGAAGAUCCAGGCUGAGAUGUUUCCUGAUCAUUCUGGAAAUAUAAAAUUAAGCUGUCAGUUUGCAGAAAUCCAUGAAGAUUCCACCAUCUCAUGGACAAAAGAUUCUAAGUUAAUUGCAAGGGUUCAAAGAAGUGCAGGAGAUAAUUCAACUGUGUCCUUGGCCAUCGUUCAAGCUAGUAAAAAAGAUCAGGGCUUGUAUUAUUGCUGCCUCAGGAACAGUUAUGGGAAAGUGACAGCUGAAUUUAACCUGACUUCUGAAGUUCUGGGUCAGCUUUCAAGUCAUCAGGAUAUUAAAGAAUUUGAAGAGAUUGAAUUCAGCCAGCUUAUCUUCAGAGAAGACUUUAUCAGUGACAGCUAUUUUGGGAGCAGCCUGCAUGGUCAGAUUGCAACAGAAGAACUCCACUUUGGAGAAGGGAUCCACCGCAAAGCCUUCCGAAGUAAAGUGAUGCAGGGCCUCACUCCUGUGUUCAGCCCUGGCCAUGCCUGUGUGCUCAAAGUGCACAAUGCAAUUGCCUAUGGGACCAAAAACAAUGAUGAACUUGUCCAGAAGAACUACAAACUCGCUGCACAGGAAUGUUAUGUCCAAAAUACUGCCAGACAGUAUGCCAAGAUCUAUGCAGCUGAAGCCCAGCCUUUGGAAGGCUUUGGAGAAGUACCAGAGAUCAUUCCGAUCUUUCUCAUUCAUCGCCCUAAGAAUAACAUCCCGUACGCCACCGUGGAGGAGGAGCUGAUCGGGGAAUUUGUCAAGUAUUCCAUCAGGGACGGGAAGGAGAUCAGCUUUCUGAGAAGAGACUCAGAGGCAGGCCAGAAGUGCUGCACCUUUCAGCACUGGGUGUAUCAGAAAACCAGUGGCAGUCUGCUUGUCACUGACAUGCAAGGUGUAGGAAUGAAGUUAACUGACGUUGGCAUAGCAACAUUGGCGAAAGGGUACAAAGGUUUUAAAGGCAACUGUUCCAUGACCUUCAUUGAUCAAUUUAAAGCCCUACACCAGUGUAAUAAGUAUUGUGAAAUGCUGGGGUUAAAAUCCCUUCAAACCAAUAACCAGAAACAGAGGAAACCGGUCAUCGGAAGAGGCAAAGUUCAGCCACCCGCCACCCCUGCCAAGAAGGCAGGGGCCAAUGCCCCUGCAAAGAAGAAGACAGACUCCACAGCUAAAUCACCGGCUAGCAAAGAGUGAGAGAGAAGAGCAGAGAUCUCAUGCAAGGGGACUUCAUAGUCAGUUAUAAGACUGUAGCUAUUCCCAGUUUACAGUGCCUUAAGAUGCUUUGGAAACUAUGACCUGCUGUCCUCAUUGAGAUGUUAGCAGGAUAGGAUCUGUGAUAGACUCACUGGGAAAACAAGCCAAACUGUCGAUCACAGUGAUAGUCCUCUCUUUGUACAAACUUUUCAGCAUUUUUACCAAUGUCACAUCUGUAUAUAUUUGUGUUUUUUGCACAUUGUUGUGUUAUCAAGGACUUGGUGUAAGGAUGGGACUAUUCCUUGUCCUGUUGCCUUUCUUACUUCCCACUCAGAACUAGACCAGUGAGGCUGUGGCAUUCAGCUGCUGUAUAAACCUAAAAUAUGAAUGACUGAUUCUCUAUAUUAAAGUUUUGCACUAGUGUUGAUUACUGGCCUUGUUGUUGAAAUUUUUCAGUAACGAUGACCUUUUUCAUAAUUAUUUGCACAGUUGUUACCCUUAUGAAACUUUGACAACCAGGUGUACUUUUCUGUUUAAUUAAAUUCCUAUUUAAACAAAAGUAA
Messenger RNA from Vombatus ursinus (common wombat), 6935 nucleotides. It is a transcript of the gene ALPK2, whose product is annotated as alpha kinase 2. Gene Ontology annotation, molecular function: ATP binding; protein serine/threonine kinase activity. The transcript is spliced from 12 exons. The coding region runs from base 1 to 6372 and encodes 2123 amino acids. The record is from RefSeq and is a predicted model, not a curated record. Lineage: Eukaryota; Metazoa; Chordata; Mammalia; Diprotodontia; Vombatidae. Gene Ontology annotation, biological process: protein phosphorylation.